Molecule: messenger RNA, 10523 nt
Organism: Cephus cinctus (wheat stem sawfly)
Lineage: Eukaryota; Metazoa; Arthropoda; Insecta; Hymenoptera; Cephidae
Exons: 10
Biological process (GO): regulation of transcription by RNA polymerase II; negative regulation of DNA-templated transcription
Cellular component (GO): transcription regulator complex; histone deacetylase complex
Molecular function (GO): transcription corepressor activity
Source: RefSeq, a predicted model, not a curated record
CAACAACAGCAACAAGCUCAACAGCAAGCUCAGCAGCAGCAACAGCAGCAACAGCAACAGCCGGCGAGUUCACCCGGAAGCGGUAACGCUGGAAAGGGCAGUCCGUCCCCAGGGAAUUCGUCGUCCCCUGGUGGCGGCGCCUCAACCAAAGCCCAGACCGAACCCAAACCGGUCGAGUGCAAUUUGUGCCAUCGGAAAUUCAAGAAUAUCCCGGCGCUCAAUGGUCACAUGAGACUUCAUGGCGGAUACUUCAAGAAGGACGCGGAGAACAAGAAGAGCGAAAAGAAGGAAGUGGUCGGGCCACCCCUUCAGACAGCAUCAGUGAGCGUGAGGGCUCUCAUCGAGGAGAAGAUCAUCCAGAAAAGGACAACCGCAACGGACGCUAAUACCACGCAACCACGUGCGAGUGCGAAUGCGUUUACUACACAAAACGAUGGCGCAUCUCACGCAGUUGGUAAAACGAAUUUUGCCGUUCCCGCACCACCGCCAUUGGCAGCUGGAGAGAAAGUACGAAGACACUCGGACAGUGAGCAUUUUCGACAGCCGAACGUCACCAUGGCCAAUCACGCUGCUGUACAAAAACAGCUGCAAGAAGCUCAGACGCAGGCACAGGCACAAGCACUUGCUGAUAUGAUUUUAAAGGGCACUACCAAAAUGGCUGUUAAGAGGGCCACCUCCGAUCCUGGUCAAAGAGUUCAAUUGACUUAUCAGUCGCCUGUGCAGUCCACGACGAAUCAGCAACAACAGAAUCAAUCGCAAGCUCAGACAACACCCGCAGUCACGGAGAGCUUCACGAUGACGGGAUAUUCGGAAGAUGGUGGAUACUUUAGUCCCAGCUUGCAGGACGAAGUCUUUCAGCAGGUCACUGCAGUUCCUGAUAGCGUCCUUCUACACGCAACGCAAUUGGACUCUAUACAGUUUCAGACAGCGAGUCUACUUCAGGAACAGACAUCAGAGCAGCUUCAGGAUAUUUCUUUGGAGGACCGAUUUUCCAGCCAGCACACGGUCAAUCCGGACCUUCAGGCGCUGGUGAAUUCACCGUUGCCGGACUCAUUGGCGGAGUUCAGCACUUACGGUGCACAGUACACUGAGAGUCCUCAUACCUUGCCAACGCAGUCGCCAUUGCCAUCGCCGUUGACCCGACACGACAGUCCAAGCUUCACCUAUCCAACGCCUCCAGCCAGUCAGGAAGGCCUUCUGACCGGAAGUUUGCCACUCCUGAGUCCGCAAGAAGAUCCAGAAUCUGUUAGGCCGGUGUCGUCACCUUUAUCAGCAGCAUUUUACACUUCGACGAUGUCAUCCGCAGCUGCUGUGGAAGAAGCUUUAAGUGAAGUUCUACCUGGAGAAACGGAAGCAGAUGCUGAUUUUUAUGGCGGCUCUCCUAAUCCUCACUCGCCACUACCAAGUCCGUUGUCAGCUACUCCAGCGCCAUCUCCCUUAUCCUCUUUACCACCGUCGUCUGUCUCUUCGCCAGGUCCUGGAACGUUCUCGACCUCGAGCUUUCCUGUAUCUCCUCAUCACGCUUUACAGAAUCAGAUGAUGCCUAAUUCGGAAGAUCCUCUCUUGUCCUCAAGCCCGAAGGACUUCACGGCAGGACGUAGAAAAUUUGAAUUUCAAUCCUACAAGCUGAUUACCAGUCAAAACCUUGUAGACUUUGGACUCAAUGGCAACCUUGCUGGUAUCGUUGUUGAUAAUAAUGGAGAAUUCAAACUCAUCCAGACAGCUGGACUGCAGAAAGCUAAUGUACUCGUUCAAGCCGGUUCUCUUAGUCCUGCUCUCACCUUCAGGAAAGAGAUUCGCUUGGCCACGCCGAAAGUUGAACCUGGCACCAUCAACGUCACCCCGACCGGUCUCAACGUUCAGACGCAGUACCAACCUAAUCAAGUUCAUCAACAAGCCAUUAAUCCAGCCAAGUUUCUCAUACAGACUAGCAAUGUUGGUAAAAAUACUUUGAAGCACAAGACAGUUAAUAGUCUUCCGAUUCCUAUCGAACAGAUAAAAGAAGAGCUUCUAGACGAGGAUGUCUUUCUCAGCCCCACAAGCAUCCCAGCUAGUCCCAUAAGGCAGUGCAGGAAGAGGCCAAGAAUGGACGGCCAUUAUUCGAAUUCUCAUUCGUAUCCUUCACGUCUGAGAAGAGCCUGUGACCGACACUGGGACAGUAGUUACACCCCUCCGCCAAUCCUGGAUCCUUCUCGACCUGGACCUGGUCUCUAUGCGAGACUACAUCAAUACGAAAGAGAGUCAGAAUUCAGUUCGGAUGAUUCCCAAGGAAACGACGGACCACCUCCGAGGAUUAACAUUGGCACCAGGUACCAGGCUACGAUACCACCGGUUAGGUGCGAUGGUGAUCGAGGAAGAGGAGGUCCUGAGGUCGAUCAUCUUCUUUGGGAUCCCGGCAUAAACAACGUCCUCACCGACAAUGAGUUGGAAAUGUAUCUGCAGUUCGCUUGCUGCGCCGCUGUACCCGGCGGUGGUAGAAACAAGGAAUAUGCACUUCACCUCUUGCAUAUGUGCAAAGGAAAUAUACAUGAAGCUAUGCUGAAAUUAAUGAGACCAACGCCGACCUUACCAGCCGAGCACCCGUUGCUCAGUUACGAAUGUCACGAGUCUGAUCGUUGGACACCUCAUGAAAUGGAUGUGUUUCAUCAAGGCUUACUCAAGUACAACAAGGAUUUUUCUGCGAUAUCCCAGGACGUGGGCACCAAGUCUGCGAAACAAUGCGUGCAAUUCUACUACCUCUGGAAGAGGCUCUGCCCGGACGAGUACAAAAGGGCGAGGGCACGCCAUGGAAAACCAAAGAUCAAAAGCGAGAAUAAAGAUUUUAAGGACUCUAAAGACACUAAGGAACUUCGAGACGCCAUUGCAUCCGUCACUGAAAUGGACUUUAGCGAGGAAAAGUCUAUUCUCCAUCGUACGCUGUUGCAGACGAACGAAAGAGAGAACUCCGCAACCCUGACCACCAGUGAAGGAGAAUUAAGGUUAUUUGCGUAUGACUGUCCUGAUAGCUUUAGCGGAAGUGUAACAGUAACGAUGGCUGGGAGCACCCAUACCGCCCAAGCCGUCAAAACCGGCCACGCCACAGUCAACACCAACUCACAAACUCACACUAGUUCUGAGCAACUACCCGUGUCCACCCCACUUCACUACCCCUGCAAGAUUUGCGGGAAAGUUUUCAACAAAGUGAAAAGCAGAAGUGCGCACAUGAAAUCGCAUCGGCCAAUGCCCUCGCCCGAUUCAACGGGACAGGAAUCUAAGCGACCGACGCAGCAGUCGAAUGCGCAACAGCAACACCAGCAACAACAGCAACAACAACAACAGAGCAACACGUCGACGCAAGCGCAAGACUAUCAGCAACAAAUAUCGACGGGCAACAACGCCGAUUCGAACGCGCACAACGCCACACACUUAUGGCACAAUCCAACGAGACUCAGGCCACCAUAGGAAACUCGGUUAGCUAUACUUAAGUUACCUUAACGAAGGCUGUAACGGUACGAUAAGAGAAGUGAUAUCACGUGACGAGGUUAGGAAAUAAUUCGCAAAUUUCCGAACUCCAAGUCGUGUUCGUAGUGAGAUACUCCGUCUGGCGAAGUUACGCGAUGCCGAAGAUGUUCGCGACGAGCUGCGUCUGACGUAUUCUCAGACAGUUCUUACGAGACAAUUUUGUUUUCCCUCUUUUCGUCUUUCUUCCUAUCUUCUUUGGCAUCCUGUAUAAACGUGACCAGGAAUCAAAGUGGGAAUCGCGAGUUCGUAAAGGCCUAAGACGUGCCGAGCAAUCGACUGUUAGGAAAGGUUACAUAACCUCCUCCGACUAAUGCAAAUUCUGCACAAUGAAUUUAAAUUCGUAAUCUAAGGAAAAGAAUGCGUGCUAAGCACUCUUCGAGCGUCUAGGGCAAAACUCUGUUAGGGCGAUACAGAGGACAGGGUACUUAUUUAAUGCGACGAACGAGCGAAGAGUAAGGGUUGGGAGGGGAAGAACAAUGAAAAUUUUCCACGUUCCGUACAACUCGCUCGUCUCGAAAUUGGAAUGCGUGCAGGCGUUCCUUCCUUUUUUUUUUCUUACUGAAAAAGAACAAAGAAAGGAAGAACCAUGAAUUGCCAUGACGAUCCGUUCGAUCGAUGCUCUAUACACGGCUAUAAAAAGUCUAUCGAGGGGUAUAUGGCCUAAGCGAUGUAGUGCGCACUGUCGUGUGAUAAUAGCGCAAUGUUAAUACGAGUGACAGAUGCGCGCAAUGAGUACGCAAAUCAUUGAGAACGGCGGAAAAAAGAAAAGUGAACGCGCGCUGUAGUUAAGCGACGCCGCCAUAAUCGACGACGACUGCGACUUUGGGGAUGGAGAAAUAUAUAAUAUUAAUUGUGCACACGCGAAGUUCCCAGACUAUGCCAGAAGACAUUAACUGUUACCUGUUGCGUAUUUCUUCAUAUUACCAGUUUUAGGUUGUUUCCUUUACUUUGUUCCUCUUACUAUUCAUCUUUCCUCUCUCUUUCAUUCUUCCUCCCAUGGACUUCUUUCGAUCCACCGUUAUCCGUGGCCGAUCACGAAACGCCCGACCAACCGUCCGACAAUGUUCGUCGCUACGAGACAGAGUUGACGAGGAAUUCCUUAAAAUCGAUACGAAAACAUUUAUCGUUUUAAUUAAAGAAAAUAUAACCCUCGUAACGUUUCUACGAGUUUCCAUAUUAAAUACGUUUGUCUGAUUGCUUCCAAUCUUGUCAUGACGCACAUUGAAGACACGGUCGAGUGAUUCGCGAUCGGGAUGGUCGAUACGUAAGGUACCACUUGUUGUACGUUCAUUCUAGAUAUAUUACUUAGUUAAUUAAAUACUUAAAUGUAAUUGAGGAAGGAUAGGUAAGCGGUAUUCGCGCACGCAUAGAUUUGUUGAGAGACCCGAUUUUCGUUACCUCUAUUAUUACUUAACACAUUGAUGAUAUUUGAUCGAAUAGAAUUUUAAUAUAUAUAUUGAUGUAACUUAUAAUAUUAUUUCUAGAUUAGGCGAUUAGUUCUCUAAGAACAUUGUUCAAGUUUCACUAUGCAGGUAUUCGGCGCCACCGACACCGGAUGUAAUAUAACGAUUAUACAUACAUAUAUAUAUAUACACACACGUGCAUACAGGAACACACUAUAUUCAUACACUCUCACUCGCAGAGGACACAGAGACACAAAAUAGAUUAAAUCGCUCGAUAAAACAUUAAUUAACUAAUGCGAUCACUAAAUUACUACGUGUACAUAAUAACGUGUACAUGACUGUACAUAUACAUAAAUGUCUGUAUGUACAAUUGAGAAAAAGGAUUUUACGCGAUUUAAGUAGCAUAGGUUUUAGGUUGUUCUAGAAGGGAUCUUAUAUAUACUAGGUAUAUACACUUGGCUUGGUUUUUCUACCUUACUAAGGCCCUACGUGGCGAGACUCUUGCAAAAACAAUGUCGAGUGGAUACAAUUUUUUAUUAAGAGUGACAAACUUUUCUUUCUUGGCUCAUUUAUAUUUUCCAAUGGGAUACCAAUACGAUGUUCCUAUAUACAGGAAGGUAUCCUAAAUAAGAAAACCGAUCAUGGUCGUCCGCGUUUGAAAGAAAACUUGUCUGAGUAUAAAUAAUGAAAAGACGUCGUUGUACGAUAGCUUAAUUUUUAUCGAUCGUAAUGAAAUUCAGUUCACAGUCCCAAACUACGUAAUUCAAGAUGAAGUCAUCGCUCUACAUUUUCAUCAUUUACACUUUGCAUCACUUUCAUUGCUGAAGUCGAUAUGUAGGAACGUCCUUAUUGAAAAACAAAAAAGAAAAAAAAAAUAGAAGGAAAAAAAAUGAAAAAGAACUUUUUAUAUUUUAGAGAAGGAGAUACGAUGCGCAUCUUUGCUAGCUCAAUUCUAAGCUAUAUUCUAACGGUACUUUUUACACGGUGUUAAACGAAGAAAAGAAAACGUUAAUGUAUAUCCCAGUUUCCUUUAAAGGAACUCUAAAUUGUUGUUCAAGAGGUUUGCCAAUCGUAGACGCUAUAACUCUAUCCUAAAAUAUUGUUAUUCAUUGUUAACGCUCUUCUUCUUAUUAACUUUUAACAUUAAAAUAAAUCACGCUGAAUAUUUUAACAUUUGGAUCUUUUCUCGACUUUUAUAAACAAGAGGGAGUGACCGGAUGCUGUUUGAAACGAUCUAUGAACUCCGAACGAUCUUUAUUGCUAAUUAGUCAAAUCUUUGAUACGCUCAAACGUUCAAUAGGCAGAGGUCGAAGUUCUCGAAGAACCAUCUAUUAUCUCUUUGUAAUCGAGCAAGAAAUGUCAAGAGCCCUCUUCGUCAUUUUUGUUCUUUCUUGUAAAACUUUCCUCCCUCUUCCUGCAGCAAUCUUUCAGUGCGCUUCAUUUCUAAGGCUUGCCCCGAAAUUUUACGUAAAAAAAAAAAAUCUAAAACAAACUGAAAAAUCAAAAGAUCCGGCCACACGAGAUACAUAUGUCUAUUGUUAUAACGUUCAUUUACAGGUUCGCAUACAUAGGUAAAUGAGUACGGACGAGAACGAUCAUUACGUAAAAACAUAAUUUACAAAAGUAACGAUAUCUGGAUUUUUUCAACUUUUUUUUUCAUUUAAACGUAAAUUUUUCAAACUCAUCGAAUCUUCAGAAUCCCCUGUAUUUCUUUCUUUAACCAUAAAGGGUACAUCCAAUUAAAUCAAUACGGAGAAAAGUUUUGAUAGGUCGUCAGGGAUACCGAUGAAAAAUGAAUAUUCCUUUUUUCCCCAUUAAUUAACUUUAUUCAGAUUACUUGGUAAUUAAUGUUCGUCUCACGAUCGUACUCCUUUACUUCUACAGUUAAUAUACAGACGACGCGGGAUUCAGUGAAUUCUGUGUAACAGCCUCCAGCGCAAUUUGAAAAUGUCGUAGCGCCUAAUAAUCUAUUGUACUAUAAAUAAGAUUUUAGAACUUCGAAUCAUAAAGGUUAGUUUAUUUAAGGAGUUGAAAUUGUUAUGGACUCCGGUCUAAAGGGGACGACGAAGUCAUAUAGAUCGAAUGCAACAAAAUUAGCAGACAUAUCAUUUAAGACAAUACACUUGUUACAGAAACUAAGUUUCUACUAAUAUAAUUACUAUUGUACGUAAUAUAAGUCUUAAACGGACUUACAAUUAGAGAAUCAGGGGAAUCGGGGUAGCUAGCGAUUAAAAAUGAUGAACAUAAGCGAUUUUACCAGUCGCCUGUUUCGAGUCCGGAAAACGAUAAAAUUGUCGCCAUCAAUAUCGGUCGUUGCUAUUAUUAAUCAAAUCAAAAUUUACUCAACGCGUUCCGCCCACCACUACCAGCAACAAAUCAAAACUAACUUCAAAUAAUUACUGAAAGACAUCGAUCCAUUCGAUAUACCUAAUUCGCGAUCGCUAUAACUCAUCAUGGUCUUCCACUAUUGAUUUCAACUUGGAUUCUCUAGAAUUUUACUCUCCCACGCUCCUCUGCAAGACGAUUAUUAUUGUAAGAGAAAACCAUACGUAUUCUUGACUCGAAGUAAUAAUAGCGUGGAAAUUAUCGCGCGGCGAAUCGCUGGAGGCUGUCUGCUCAGAAAAGCGGAGCAGGAAAAAUUAACGAAGCAAUGAAACAGUAACGAAGAUACGCAUGAAUUGUACAAACGAGUCCCUCCACGUCACAGAAACCAAAAAGAAGUAACGAUAUAUAUAUAUAUAUAUAUACAUCGAUUGUCAUACUAUAUAUAUAUAUAUACAUGGAGAAUAUAUAUAUAACAAGAUGAUAAAUAUGUGAUGUAUUUAAAUGGUAUGUGGUAUAUGGUAUUACAUAUUUGUACAUAGGCGGACCCGUGCCAUCAACUAGUGAGUUGUACCGAUAUUGUACUGACACUGAGCGAAGAUCGAUCAAAAACCGCGGUUCGCUGGAUAUCGAACAGAGAUCGACAAAUUCUUUAUUAUCUUGAUUUAUUUAUUUAUUAUUAUUAUUGUAUAACUGAUAGAACAUUUAUUUUUAUAAAUCGAAUUAGGACAUCGUGUAUAUCGUCGAUUUGUUGUCAAUAUACAAUACUUAUAAUAUAUUACAGACGCAUUUUUCAAGUGAUAAAGUAUUCUGAUUUUAUUGAAUUUCAGUAGGCAAGCUUUAAGAGUCAUUAAGCCCACGAUCGUUCAUCUCUGAUCGAUAUCCAGUGAUUUCAGUACUUUGCCAAGAUUGGAAAAAAAAAAGAUAAACGAUAAGAAAAGUACAAGAGCUAACAUCCCCGAGCGAGUCGUGCUAUUAAGUGAUGCUACGAUAAUAUUCGACGACUGUCAGGAAUCAUGAUUGAAUAUCGCGAUAAAUUUAUUUCAAUUUAACGACAAUACCUUGUAACGUAUUAAUUAAUCACGCCUAAUAUUUUUUGUCGUGCAUUAGCAUUUUCACGAACUAACAUUUCCUGCUUUGACUUUAAUGCAAGGUUCGAUAUAUCUAUUUAUAAUGUCUCAUUCGCAUUUUACAAAAAAAAAAUUCUUCAUCUUCGCAAUUACGUCUAUUAAGGUAGAAUUAUGUAGCGAACGUAUUAACGCUCUACGUGAAACAUACAGGUACUCAAAGCCAUACUUACGCAGAGAAAAAAUUUCAAUGGUCAAAACAAUUGGAACGAGGUUUACAGUGAAAUUGCCAAACACAAAUACUAAGAAACAAAAAAAGGAAUUAUAUAAGAACGAAAAACCACAUUAAACGAAUGGCUAAACUUCGACCGUGACAAAAAUAUAUUGGUACAACUCGAUGAAGAAAGUGUAGCGUGGUUAUACACCUGAGGAAUGUGCUCAAAAUACUGUAUUAAAGAGAAAAAAAGUCUACUAAAGAAUCAUCAACGUUUAUGCAAAAUUACUCUUAACGAAGGAAAAAAAAAAAUUAUUAUGGAUUAUCGAUAUUGUAAUCUAUUGUCCUCUUACUUAUUACCUACUUUAAUGUCUAUCUCUAUACACCAGCAUGGUUCUUUAUACUCUUCUAUUUGAUGUUACACUAUUCUCUAUUAACUUUUACUAUUAGACCUAUUGUUAAUAGCGUUUUUAAUGUAAUAGAACUUGGCCAGCUGUAGCGUAGCCUUCGGAUAUGUCAUCACGUCAAGUUGCAUAAUAGGAAUCGACUACUCGCUAUAUUUAAUAGCAAGACAAAAUUUCGAUUCCCUCAUUAUAGAAAGAGAGAGUGAGCGCGCGAGCGCGCGAGAGAGAGAGAGAGAGAGAGAACAAGAGCGUUCUUUACAAACCCCGUGUUUCGCAGUUACACAACACACGAUGACACACGCACACAAUUUUUCAUACUUCAUUAACUCUCGUGCGCACACUUAUCAAAACGCAUACCGAGAAUGCUCAAAAUUUUUCAAAAAAAAAAAAAAAGAAAAAGAAAAAGAAAAAAAACCAUACUAUUUUUCUCGUGUUUUCCUCCGACACUAAAGUCUCAUAUAGUAAUUUUGUGUAUAUACCGAGAACGUUCAAUUAUGAUUAUUAUUUUUGUCUUUCAAUAAUCAUAAUUGUUCUGUUAUGUCGUAGACUUCCCUUAAUUUAUCAUUACGCAAUAAUUACCAACAGAGGGACUGGUCUUCGGCUGUAGCAAUACCUAGUAUGACGUAACGUUGCACUGUCAUUCUUUACGCACUUCUCUGCUCAACUAGUUCUUAUUACCAAUAAUGUACUUAUACGUUAGACAUUGUUUGUUGUAAACUAGAAUCUCGUUGUAGCGUAUCACUCACUAAUCCAGUCGCUUUAGUCGUCUUGCUCAAUACACAAAGAGAGAGAGAGAGAGAAGGAGAGAGGACAAAGAAUGGAGAAAAAGUAGAGCUUAAAGUCAUCAGAAAGCAGGCUAUCGCGAUUGGUAUAUCAAUGAAACAGUAAUUAACUCAAAUGACAAAACUUACAGUGUAAGUCGCUCAAAUGUCGGUGCCAUAAGCAAUAUGGACAAUAUAAUAUUAAUUGUUUUAAUGACUGUGCGGUAAUCUACAGCUGGCCCAAGGAAUUCGAUUGUGCAUUACAGUUAUCUUCUCAAAAAAUCGUCUCCCACCUACCACCCUCUCACUUGACGAUUUCCCCCCACUUCGUGUGCGAUCAAUCAUCGAAAGCUCUCUCGCGUGUUCCUCGCCAAAUCUUGGACAAAUAUUCUGUUGCCAAUUACCAAUAACGCGUUGCGUAGUGAACGUACGAGGACGUUAAUUAUCGAGCCUGUGCUAUACCUAUAUCUAAUGUAAGUUCUAAUUAACAGUGUGCCACUCUCUGCUAACGUUAUCGUUCGAUCAAUCGAAAGAUUUCAUACGUGCAUACGUGCAUACGUGCAUAUACUUACCUGUCAUCUAUUGUUAUUACCGUAGCGAUCAUCCAUCAUCUUGUUACCUGCGUUUCUCUUCGUCGGUUAGACUAGGAAUUUUGUUCCUUGGGAAUCCAAUUUGCUCUUCGUCGCCAUCAAUCACAAUGAACGAAUCAGAGUAAGAAAGUUGAUAUUUUUCAAUUUUUUCUUUUGACGGAAAACUGUAAUGCGUAAAGUCAUUUUUACACACCAUUGAGUCAAUUCGAAGUGCGAUGUGAUCUCGAGUUUGUCGAGUGUUGUUGAUACGUGUGAAUGGCC